Carica papaya (papaya) is the source of this 1830-nucleotide messenger RNA. Its product is annotated as trans-cinnamate:CoA ligase, peroxisomal-like. The record is from RefSeq and is a predicted model, not a curated record. NCBI's taxonomy places the organism in Eukaryota, Viridiplantae, Streptophyta, Magnoliopsida, Brassicales, Caricaceae.
ACACCAACUCUCUAUCUCUCUUUCUCACACACACACACACAGGUGUUGGGAUUUCCUUUGCAAUAUCAAAAAAAAUAUUUAGAUGGAUAGACUGCAAAAGUGCCAGGCAAAUUAUGUGCCUCUUACUCCCAUCACCUUCUUGAAGAGAGCCGCUGGUGCAUACACCAACCGUACCUCCAUCAUAUACGCGGGUACCACCUUCACGUGGCGGCAAACUUACGAACGUUGCAUCCGCCUCGCUUCCUCUCUGCGUAACUUUAAUAUUUCCAAAAACGACGUCGUCUCAGUGCUGGCUCCGAACAUUCCCGCCAUGUACGAGAUGCAUUUCGCGGUGCCAAUGGCGGGCGCGGUUCUGAACACGAUUAACACCAGACUCGACGCGAAGAACGUAGCCACCAUUCUCCGCCACUCCGAGGCCAAGGCCUUGUUCGUCGACUACCAGCUUGUGCCGCUCGCACGUGACGCUCUCCGGUUGCUGACGUCAUCGCAAUCGUCUAUUCCGCUGGUUAUUGUCAUCGACGACGUUGACUCACCGACCGGAGCUCGACUCGGCGAGUUGGAGUACGAGCAGGUUGUUCGGAUGGGUGACCCGGGAUUUAUCCCGGUUGAAAUCAACGACGAGUGGGAUCCGAUCGCGUUGAAUUACACUUCCGGAACGACGUCGGAUCCGAAAGGAGUGGUUUACAGUCACAGAGGAGCUUAUCUGAGCACAAUGAGUUUGAUUCUAGGUUGGGAAAUGGGGAAGGAGCCGGUCUAUUUAUGGUCUCUUCCGAUGUUCCAUUGCAAUGGCUGGACCUUCCCUUGGGGUGUCGCCGCCCGAGGUGGCACCAACGUUUGUCUCCGGAACACCACCGCCAGCGACAUUUACCGGAACAUUACCCUCCACAAGGUAACCCACAUGUGUUGCGCCCCCAUCGUCUUCAACAUUUUACUCGAGGGUAACCCUAAUAAAAUUCACACUCCGGUUGAGGUACUCACCGGCGGCGCACCUCCUCCGGCGGCGCUUCUCCAGAAAAUCGAGCGGCUCGGGUUUCGGGUGACCCACGGGUACGGACUAACCGAAGCGACGGGACCCGCUCUGUAUUGCGAGUGGCAGGGGAAGUGGAACCACCUGCCGCAGGAGGAACAAGCAAAGCUCAAAUCCCGGCAGGGAAUCAGUUUUCUGACGAUCGCCGACGUCGACGUGAAGAAUCCGGUAACGAUGGAGAGUGUUCCGCAUGAUGGGAAAACAAUGGGGGAAAUUGUUCUGAGAGGAAGCGGGAUCAUGAAAGGUUAUUUGAACGACCCGAAGGCUACAUCUAAAGCGUUGAAGAAUGGGUGGUUCUUCACCGGCGAUGUGGGAGUAAUCUACCCGGACGGUUAUGUAGAAAUCAAAGACCGGUCAAAGGAUGUUAUCAUCUCCGGCGGUGAGAAUAUCAGCAGCGUCGAAGUGGAGGCCGUACUUUACCAGAACCCUAGGGUUCUGGAGACGGCGGUGGUGGCAAUGCCGCAUCCUAAAUGGGGAGAGAGUCCCUGCGCUUUUGUUGUCGCGAAGAAGAAUUCCGCCAUGGAAACUGACGAGAUAACAGAGAAAGAUAUAAUCGAGUAUUGCCGGAAAAGCAUGCCGCAUUUCAUGGUACCCAAAAAAGUCGUCUUCUUGGCUGAGUUGCCGAAGACGGGGACGGGGAAGGUACAGAAAUUUGAACUGAGAGCUUUAGCGAGCACUUUCGUCGUCACUGAAAAUGUUCGAAGCGGGAAGUCAACGAGAGUCAACACAGGAGUUCGUCGAUACGGUGCGGAUCAUCAGACGCACGGAGAGGAACAGGUUCUGGCAGCGUCUCGUCUAUGAAG